Messenger RNA from Halteromyces radiatus, 975 nucleotides. RefSeq lists its product as uncharacterized. The coding region runs from base 74 to 928 and encodes 284 amino acids. The record is from RefSeq and is a predicted model, not a curated record. The transcript is spliced from 4 exons. NCBI's taxonomy places the organism in Eukaryota, Fungi, Mucoromycota, Mucoromycetes, Mucorales, Cunninghamellaceae.
UGGCAAUCACGAAUAAAUGGAUGAUGAUUUAAAACUAAUACAUAUAUAGGUGCUUUUCCCGGAUUGGUCUUCUAUGGAAGAUUAUCUUUAUGGAAUGAUGAACUUUAUCAAGGCUCAUGAAAUCAUGUAUGAAUCGGAUAUCAUUCAAAGAACAGAUAAACUCCUUGAUAAUAUCUAUCAUCUACAAUCCAUAUUGGAGAAUUAUACCGACUUUCUUGGAACACACUUGAUAAAUAAUGGUCAAAUAUGGAAGGAAAUGGGUUGGUUAGUAGAUCAAUCCAUCUUGGAUGCAACGAAACAACGACUUAUGGAUAUUUGUAUCAACUUGCAAGAUGAAUUAUAUGAAGAAAUGUCAAAGCAUGGCUAUACGGAAAAGGUGAUGGAUUGCAAUAUAUCUGGAUUAGAACUAGUGGUAGUGGCAACCAAGCUCACAGGUCAACCUCUUACUAUAGAACAAUUUACUUUUUGGAGAUCACUAGUGAUCCUUUACGGUCAAUGGACUUGUCAAGAAAUGCAAUCAUUAGGUUAUACAAACAAUACUGGUUCCAGUCGUUUAGCUCUUAGACUAUUGCAAUUAUUAAACAAUAUGACUCGUAUACUCACAGCAUUCAACUCAUUGAUCUCUAUCUUUCUACCCAGCAACCAAUCAUUCGAUCUACAACCUUUAAACACAUUGGCUUCAUCACUAGUGGACGUAACAUUCAACGUGAUAUCAUUCAUCGAUCAGAGAUCAUUGAAACAAAAUCAAGUUUCUAUAAGACGAUCUAAUGUUAUGCGGAACACAUUUUUACCCAUUUUGUACUUGGAACAAUCUUUGAUCACGUUUGCUGAUGCGGUGGUGGCGAUAUACAAUUUGACAGGCUCAAAUACUCAAAGUUAUAACAAACGCAUCAAGUGGCUGCAUGGUUUAGUUGAUGAUACUGCUUAGAUGUUAGAUUUUUUUUUUUCGUGUCCCAAAAUAAAGUUUAUUUGAUC